GCCGCCGCCGCCGCCGCCGCCGCCGGGGAGCGGAGCCGCGGGCAGGCCGGGCCGCACCGGAGCCCCGCGUCCGCCCGCGCCCCGCCCGAGCCGUGCGCCCGCGCCGUGCGCCCCGAGAUGCGCUCCAAGUUGCGGGCCGGGGACCCUGGGCAGGCGCCCUAGGAGGCGGCGGCGGGAGGAUCGCGCCCCGGCCGGAGGCCGGGCCUGCUGCGCGCCCCCAGCCCGUUCGGCACCGCCACUUGCCUGAGCGCCCGGGCGGCCCGAGCGCGCCCCGAGCCCGGGCGCCGCCGCCGCCGCCUCAGCGAGGUCUCCCGGGCGCUUUGAGGACUCAGCGUCACUGGAGGCCGUUUCUGGUUCCUGUGACAGGGCGGCCCGUGAGCAGAUGAGGAGGACUGGCUCUUAACCUUGGUGGCCACCGAGAGGGAGAUUAUUGGGGCCCAAGAGCCCCCAGACGCUCGCCGCCAUGUCGGGGUCCACGCAGCCUGUGGCACAGACGUGGAGGGCCACCGAGCCCCGCUACCCGCCCCAUGGCAUUUCUUACCCUGUGCAGAUCGCCCGGCCCCACACGGACGUCGGGCUGCUCGAGUACCAGCACCACCCCCGUGACUACGCCUCGCACCUGUCGCCCGGUUCCAUCCUCCAGCCCCAGAGGAGGAGGCCCUCCCUGCUGUCCGAAUUUCAGCCUGGGAACGAGAGGUCCCAGGAGCUCCACCUGCGACCCGAGUCCCACUCCUACCUGCCCGAGCUGGGCAAGUCGGAGAUGGAGUUCAUCGAGAGCAAGCGCCCUCGCCUGGAGCUGCUGCCGGAUCCCCUGCUGCGGCCCUCACCCCUGCUGGCUGCGGGCCAGCCUGCGGGCUCGGAGGACCCGUCCAAGGACCGCAGCCUGGCGGGCAAGCUGGAGCCCGUGUCUCCCCCCAGCCCGCCGCACGCCGACCCUGAGUUGGAGCUUGUACCUCCGCGGCUCUCCAAGGAGGAGCUGAUCCAGAACAUGGACCGGGUGGACCGCGAGAUCACCAUGGUGGAGCAGCAGAUCUCCAAGCUGAAGAAGAAGCAGCAACAGCUGGAGGAGGAGGCCGCCAAGCCCCCGGAGCCCGAGAAGCCCGUGUCGCCGCCGCCCAUCGAGUCGAAGCAUCGCAGCCUGGUGCAGAUCAUCUACGACGAGAACCGGAAGAAGGCUGAAGCCGCCCAUCGGAUUCUGGAAGGCCUGGGGCCUCAGGUGGAGCUGCCCCUGUACAACCAGCCGUCCGACACCAGGCAGUAUCAUGAGAACAUCAAAAUAAACCAGGCGAUGCGGAAAAAGUUAAUCUUGUACUUCAAGAGGAGGAACCACGCUCGGAAACAAUGGGAGCAGAAGUUCUGCCAGCGCUAUGACCAGCUCAUGGAGGCCUGGGAGAAGAAGGUGGAGCGCAUCGAGAGCAACCCCCGGCGGCGGGCCAAGGAGAGCAAGGUGCGCGAGUACUACGAGAAGCAGUUCCCCGAGAUCCGCAAGCAGCGCGAGCUGCAGGAGCGCAUGCAGAGCAGGGUGGGCCAGCGGGGCAGCGGGCUUUCCAUGUCGGCCGCCCGCAGCGAGCACGAGGUGUCCGAGAUCAUCGAUGGCCUCUCCGAGCAGGAGAACCUGGAGAAGCAGAUGCGCCAGCUGGCCGUGAUCCCGCCGAUGCUCUACGACGCUGACCAGCAGCGCAUCAAGUUCAUCAACAUGAACGGGCUCAUGGACGACCCCAUGAAGGUGUACAAGGACCGCCAGGUCAUGAACAUGUGGAGCGAGCAGGAGAAGGAGACCUUCCGGGAGAAGUUCAUGCAGCACCCCAAGAACUUCGGCCUGAUCGCAUCGUUCCUGGAGAGGAAGACCGUGGCCGAGUGUGUGCUUUAUUACUACCUGACCAAGAAGAACGAGAACUACAAGAGCCUGGUGAGGAGGAGCUACCGACGCCGCGGCAAGAGCCAGGAGCAUAAACGUGAUGGUGAACGGUGGCUCACACCUGACCUAAGCGUCCGUAAGAGGCGACAGGGAGUGCUGAGGCCCGUGGCCGACUUACAGAGCUCACGCGUGUCUGUUCCAGCUGACCUUUGGCCAGAUGGCCUCGUAUUGCCAAGAGCCGAUUUCCUCGAGCGUCAGACCUCUGGACUCGAGAAUGGCAAGAUCGGCGGGAACCGACUGCCGUGCCCCCCUCGAUCGGCCACCGCGCGGCCCUUCAGCACCAGGCGGAACACGGCCUUCCCUGCCCGCCCCUCCCCCACUGCCACCAGGGCGCCGCCCGCCUGCCUGCGCGUGGCUGUCGAAGCCGGCCGGGCCCUGCCGCCAGGCGCCGUGCGUCACUUGGCCCCCUCCCUGCGGUGUCCCCUCUCGUCCUUGUCAACCGAAAGCCUUCGGGGACCCAGCUCACAGGCCUCCUUCCUCGUCCCCGUGGGCCAGGAAGAACUGCCACCACGUCUGCGGCCUGCUGAGCCUUUGCAGGUUUUCUCAGCACUGAGCCGCCGGCUGCCCUGGCGGGCGUUCCUUGUCUGUCACCUGAGGCGCCAGCUCCGGAAGGUUGGGGCCCGCGGUUCUGGUGGCGUGGAGUCCCCCUGGCGAGUGCGCAGAGGGCACCCGUCUCAGAACAAAGCGGCAAACCUCUCUGUUCCUGCCGCCACCUGCUGGGAGGGCUCCGAAAGAGGCUUUGCCUUUCGGGUAGCAGAGGGGGUUCUUGGAGCAGCUCGUUCCUGGGGUGACCCCUGGCAUGGCUUUGGAGAGCCCGGGGUUCCGCGCUCUGGGCCCCUGUGGCACAGAACGCCCCCAGCUGUGGUCCGCCGCCUCGUAAACGACAGCCACGCGAGAGGACCGGCAGCCCUCCCCGUGCCGGUGGUGGCUUCGGCCCCCCUUGAACAGCCGUGCCAGACCCCACUCGUGUCGGGGAUCUCUUGUUCCGGCCUCCCGGCCCCCGGCCGGGGUGGGCCUGCGGAACAGCCCAGCUUCGCAAGGGAGGAGUCAGAGCACAGAGAGGUUAAGGUCCUCAUCCAGGGUCACACAGCCCGCGAGUGGAGGAGUCGGGAGGAGUCCUGGAGGCGUCCAGGCUUCCGACGUCUACGCCUGGCCCUGGGGCUCCUGCCUCCCUGGACCCCGUGGGCUGCGGUGCCCCCGGCUGUGGCGUCUGCGGCUGGCUGCGUCCCGUUCCCGCUCUGCGGGCGCACUCAGCCCAGGCGCAAAGGCUCACCUGCCUCGCCGUUUUCCUCCCUCCCUCGGCCUCCCCCGGGGCCCCCGCAGCAGCAGCACCAGCAGCAAAUGCCCCGGAGCAACCAGGAGGAGAAGGAUGAGAAGGAGAAGGACAAGGAGGCUGAGAAGGAGGAGGAGAAGCCCGACGUGGAGAACGACAAGGAGGAGCUGACCAAGGAGAAGACGGACGACACCUCUGGGGAGGACAACGAUGAGAAGGAGGCAGUGGCCUCUAAAGGCCGGAAAACUGCCAACAGCCAGGGGAGACGCAAAGGCCGCAUCACCCGCUCCAUGGCCAACGAGGCCAACAGUGAGGAGGCCGUCACCCCACAGCAGAGCGCCGAGCUGGCUUCGAUGGAGAUGAACGAGAGUUCUCGCUGGACGGAGGAGGAGAUGGAGACCGCCAAGAAAGGUCUUCUGGAACACGGCCGGAACUGGUCGGCCAUCGCCCGGAUGGUGGGCUCCAAGACCGUAUCUCAGUGUAAGAACUUCUACUUCAACUACAAGAAGAGGCAGAACCUGGACGAGAUCCUGCAGCAGCACAAGCUGAAGAUGGAGAAGGAGAGGAAUGCGCGGAGGAAGAAGAAGAAAGCCCCGGCUGCCGCCAGCGAGGAGGCCGCCUUCCCGCCCGCGGUGGAGGACGACGAGAUGGAGGUGUCAGGAGGGAGCGGGAACGAAGAGGAUGUGGCAGAGGAGGCGGAAGCCUUACACGCCUCUGGGAACGAGGUGCCCAGAGGGGAAUGCAGUGGCCCAGCCACCGUCAACAACAGUUCUGACACCGAGAGCAUCCCCUCCCCCCGCGCCGAGGCCGCCAAGGACGCGGGGCAGAACGGGCCCAAGCCCCCGCCUGCCCCAGGCGCCGACGUGCCAGCCCCUGAGCCGCCCACACCACCGCCGGAGGAUGCGCUGGCCCCCGCCGAGCCCGCCCCGGCCCCCGAAGCCGCCGGCCCGCCCACGCCCCCACCGGCACCCCCAUCGCCCACCGCACCCCCUCCUGUGGUCCCCAAGGAGGAAAAGGAAGAAGAGGUUGCCACGGCCCCCCUGGUGGCAGAGGAGGAGGAGCAGAAGCCCCCCGUGGCCCAGGAGCUGUCCGUGGACGUGGGCAAGCCAGAAGAGCCUGCCGAGGCCCCCCCCACAGAGCCCAUCAAGAGCGAAUGCAAAGAGGAGGCCCCGGAGGACGGGCCCCACAAGGGCAAAGGAGGCCCUGAGGCCAGCGUGGAGGCCGCCCCCGAGGGGGCCCUCAAGGUGGAGAAGAAAGAGGGCGGCGGCCCUGGGGGCAAAGCCCCCACCACCAAGGGAGCAGGGGCCCCCCAGGACAGCGACUCCAGUGCCACCUGCAGUGCGGACGAGGUGGAUGAGCCCGAGGGGGGCGACAAGAACAGGCUGCUGUCGCCACGGCCCAGCCUCCUCACCCCGAGCAGUGACACCAGGGCCAACGCCUCCCCCCAGAAGCCGCUGGACCUGAAGCAGCUGAAGCACCGGGCGGCCGCCAUACCCCCGAUCCAGGUCACCAAAGUCCAUGAGCCCCCCCGGGAGGACGCGGCUCCCCCUGCCCCCCCGCCGCCACAGCACCUGCAGCCGGAGAACGACACCCCCCAGCAGCCCGGCAACAGCCCCCGAGGCAAAAGCAGGAGCCCCGUGCCUCCUGCUGAGAAGGAGGAGAAGCCUGUGUUCUUCUCGGCCUUUGCAGCUGAUGGCCAGAAGCUGCCCACAGAGCCUCCGUGCUGGACGUCGGGCCUGCCCUUCCCUGUGCCCCCUCGUGAGGUGAUCAAGGCCUCCCCGCACGCCCCUGACCCCUCGGCCUUCUCCUACGCCCCGCCUGGUCACCCACUGCCCCUGGGCCUCCAUGACAGCGCCCGGCCCGUCCUGCCUCGCCCACCCACCAUCUCCAACCCGCCGCCCCUCAUCUCCUCCGCUAAGCACCCCAGCGUCCUCGAGAGGCAAAUGAACGCCAUCUCCCAGGGAAUGUCGGUGCAGCUCCACGUCCCUUACUCAGAGCACGCCAAGGCCCCUGUGGGCCCCAUCACCAUGGGGCUGCCCCUUGCCAUGGACCCCAAGAAGCUGGCGCCCUUCAGCGGAGUGAAGCAGGAGCAGCUGUCCCCGCGGGGCCAGGCUGGGCCCCCGGAGAACCUGGGGGUGCCCACAGCCCAGGAGACAUCUGUGCUGAGAGGGACAUCUCUGGGCUCGGUUCCGGGAGGAAGCAUCACCAAGGGCAUCCCCGGCACGCGGGUGCCUUCUGAGAGCCCCAUCACGUACCGCGGCUCCAUCACCCACGGCACCCCGGCCGACGUCCUGUACAAAGGCACCAUCACCAGGAUCAUCGGCGAGGACAGCCCGAGUCGUCUGGACCGCAGCCGGGAGGACAGCCUGCCGAAGGGCCACGUCAUCUACGAGGGCAAGAAGGGCCACGUCCUGUCCUACGAGGGUGGCAUAUCUGUGUCCCAGUGCUCCAAGGAGGACGGCAGGAGCAGCUCCGGACCCCCGCAUGAGACGGCCGCCCCCAAGCGCACCUACGACAUGAUGGAGGGCCGCGUCAGCAGGGCCAUCUCCUCCGCUGGCAUUGAAGGUCUCAUGGGCCGGGCCAUCCCGCCGGAGCGACACAGCCCCCACCACCUCAAGGAGCAGCACCACAUCCGAGGCUCCAUCACACAAGGGAUCCCGCGGUCCUACGUGGAGGCCCAGGAAGACUACCUCCGUCGGGAGGCCAAGCUCCUGAAACGCGAGGGCACGCCGCCACCGCCCCCGCCCCCACGGGACCUGGCCGAGGCCUACAAGGCCCGGCCCCUGGAGGCGCUGGGCCCCCUGAAGCUGAAGCCGGCCCACGAGGGGCUGGUGGCGACGGUGAAGGAGGCCGGCCGCUCCAUCCACGAGAUUCCCCGGGAAGAGUUGCGGCGCACGCCCGAGCUGCCCCUGGCCCCGCGGCCGCUCAAGGAGGGCUCCAUCACGCAGGGCACCCCGCUCAAGUAUGACACUGGCCCGUCCUCCGCCGGCUCCAAAAAGCAUGACGUGCGCUCCAUCAUCGGCAGCCCCGGCCGCACGUUCCCGCCCGUGCACCCGCUGGACGUGAUGGCCGACGCCCGGGUGCUGGAGCGCGCCUGCUACGAAGAGAGCCUGAAGGGCCGGCCGGGGGCAGCCGGCAGCUCGGGGGGCUCCAUCACCCGGGGGGCCCCGGUCAUCGUGCCUGAGCUGGGCAAGCCGCGCCAAAGCCCCCUGGCCUACGAGGAGCACGGGGCGCCCUUCGCCGGCCACCUCCCACGCGGCUCACCGGUGACCACACGGGAGCCCACCCCACGCCUGCAGGAGGGCAGCCUCUCAUCUAGCAAGGCAUCCCAGGACCGGAAGCUGACGUCCACGCCCCGGGAGAUCGCCAAGUCCCCCCACAGCGCCGUGCCUGAGCACCACCCCCACCCCAUCUCGCCCUACGAACACCUGCUUCGGGGCGUGAGCGGUGUGGACCUGUACCGCGGCCACAUCCCCCUGGCCUUCGAUCCCACCUCCAUACCCCGCGGGAUCCCUCUCGAUGCAGCCGCGGCCUAUUACCUGCCCCGACACCUGGCCCCCAACCCCGCCUACCCGCACCUGUACCCGCCUUACCUCAUCCGCGGCUACCCCGACACGGCGGCGCUGGAGAACCGCCAGACAAUCAUCAACGACUACAUCACCUCACAGCAGAUGCACCACAACGCGGCGACCGCCAUGGCCCAGCGGGCUGACAUGCUGAGGGGCCUCUCGCCCCGCGAAUCCUCUCUGGCACUCAACUAUGCCGCCGGCCCUCGAGGCAUCAUCGACCUGUCCCAAGUGCCACACCUCCCCGUGCUGGUGCCCCCGACCCCGGGCACGCCGGCCGCCGCCGCCAUGGACCGCCUUGCCUACCUCCCCACAGCGCCCCAGCACUUCAGCAGCCGGCUCAGCAGCUCCCCGCUCUCCCCAGGGGGUCCCACUCACUUGACGAAACCCGCCACCACCUCGUCGUCCGAGAGGGAGCGGGAGCGCGACCGGGAGCGCGACCGGGAGCGUGACCGGGAGCGCGAGAAGCCGGUCCUCACGUCCACCACCACCACCGUGGAGCACGCGCCCAUCUGGAGACCUGGUACGGAGCAGAGCAGCGGCGGCAGCGGCGGCGGAGGGGGUGGGGGCGGCAGCGGCAGUGGCCGCCCCACCCCCCACUCCCACCAGCACUCGCCAAUGUCACCCCGGGCCCAGGACACCAUCCAGCAGAGACCCAGCGUGCUGCACAACACGGGCAUGAAGGGCAUCCUCACCUCCGUGGAGCCCAGCACGCCCACAGUCCUGAGGUCCACCUCUGCCUCCUCGCCUGUCCGCCCGGCCGCCACAUUCCCACCCACCACCCACUGUCCUCUGGGUGGCACCCUGGACGGGGUCUACCCCACCCUCAUGGAGCCUGUCUUGCUGCCCAAGGAGGCCCCAAGGGUCGCCCGGCCCGAGCGGCCCCGUGCGGACGCUGGCCACGCCUUCCUUGCCAAGCCCCCAGCCCGCUCUGGGCUGGAGCCCGCCUCCUCCCCCAGCAAAGGCUCCGAGCCGCGGCCCCUGGCGCCCCCCGGCUCCAGCCACACGGCCAUCGCCCGCACCCCAGCAAAGAGCCUCGCACCCCACCACGCCAGCCCGGACCAGCCUGCGCCGCCCGCCUCGGCCGCGGACCCGCACCGGGAAAAGACUCAAAGUAAACCCUUUUCCAUCCAGGAAUUGGAGCUCCGUUCUCUGGGUUACCACGGUGGCAGCUACAGCCCCGACGGGGUGGAGCCCGUCAGCCCCGUGAGCUCGCCCAGCCUGACCCAUGACAAGGGGCUCCCCAAGCACCUCGAGGAGCUCGACAAGAGCCACCUGGAGGGGGACCUGCGGCACAAGCAGCCAGGCCCCGGAAAGCUCAGCGGUGAGGCCGCGCACCUCCCACACCUGCGGCCGCUGCCCGAGAGCCAGCCCUCGUCCAGCCCACUGCUCCAGACCACCCCCGGGGUCAAAGGUCACCAGAGGGUGGUCACCCUGGCACAGCACAUCAGCGAGGUCAUCACACAGGAUUACACGCGGCACCACCCACAGCAGCUGAACGCACCCCUCCCGGCCCCCCUCUACUCCUUCCCUGGAGCCAGCUGCCCGGUCCUGGACCUGCGUCGCCCCCCCAGUGACCUCUACCUCCCGCCCCCGGACCAUGGCGCCCCGGCUCGCGGCUCGCCCCACAGUGAAGGGGGCAAGAGGUCUCCAGAGCCCAGCAAGACGUCCGCCCUGGGCAGCAGUGAGGAUGCCAUCGAGCCCGUGUCCCCACCCGAGGGCAUGGCAGAGCCUGGGCAUCCCCGAAGCGCCAUGUACCCACUGCUGUACCGGGACGGGGACCAGGCAGAGCCCAGCAGAAUGGGCUCUAAAUCUCCAGGCAACAGCAGCCAGCCGCCGGCCUUCUUCAGCAAACUGACCGAGAGCAACUCCGCCAUGGUCAAAUCGAAGAAGCAGGAGAUCAACAAGAAGCUGAACACCCACAACCGGAACGAGCCAGAAUACAAUAUCGGCCAGCCCGGGACGGAGAUCUUCAACAUGCCCGCCAUCACCGGAGCAGGCCUUAUGACCUGCAGAAGCCAGGCGGUGCAGGAACAUGCCAGCACCAACAUGGGGCUGGAGGCCAUUAUUAGAAAGGCGCUCAUGGGUAAAUAUGAUCAGUGGGAGGAGCCCCCGCUCAGCGCCAAUGCUUUUAACCCUCUGAAUGCCAGUGCCAGCCUGCCCGCUGCUAUGCCCAUAACCGCUGCUGACGGACGGAGCGAACACACACUCACCUCGCCAGGUGGUGGCGGGAAGGCCAAAGUCUCUGGCAGACCCAGCAGCCGCAAAGCCAAGUCCCCGGCCCCGGGCCUGGCGUCCGGGGACCGGCCGCCCUCCGUCUCCUCGGUGCACUCGGAGGGGGACUGCAACCGCCGGACCCCACUCACCAACCGCGUGUGGGAGGACCGGCCCUCGUCCGCAGGUUCCACACCGUUUCCCUACAACCCCCUGAUCAUGCGGCUGCAGGCGGGUGUCAUGGCCUCCCCACCCCCGCCUGGCCUCCCCGCGGGCAGCGGGCCCCUUGCCGGUCCCCACCACGCCUGGGACGAGGAGCCCAAGCCGCUGCUCUGCUCACAGUACGAGACACUCUCCGACAGCGAGUGACCGUCAGAACGGGCUGGGGGGCGGUGCCGGGGCCCAGCCAGCGACCAGAGCAGCCGGGCAAGGAGGGGGCCGCUGCCGACCCCCCCCCCCCCCCCC
Messenger RNA from Neofelis nebulosa (Clouded leopard), 9436 nucleotides. It is a transcript of the gene NCOR2, whose product is annotated as nuclear receptor corepressor 2. NCBI's taxonomy places the organism in Eukaryota, Metazoa, Chordata, Mammalia, Carnivora, Felidae. Gene Ontology annotation, molecular function: transcription corepressor activity. The transcript is spliced from 55 exons. Gene Ontology annotation, biological process: negative regulation of transcription by RNA polymerase II. The record is from RefSeq and is a predicted model, not a curated record. Bases 464 to 9340 code for a protein of 2958 amino acids.